Messenger RNA from Solanum lycopersicum (tomato), 1308 nucleotides. RefSeq names its product omega-3 fatty acid desaturase (gene Fad7). Gene Ontology annotation, molecular function: omega-3 fatty acid desaturase activity; oxidoreductase activity, acting on paired donors, with oxidation of a pair of donors resulting in the reduction of molecular oxygen to two molecules of water. Gene Ontology annotation, biological process: unsaturated fatty acid biosynthetic process. The record is from RefSeq and is marked provisional. Lineage: Eukaryota; Viridiplantae; Streptophyta; Magnoliopsida; Solanales; Solanaceae. Gene Ontology annotation, cellular component: chloroplast envelope.
AUGGCAAGUUGGGUUCUAUCAGAAUGUGGUUUAAGACCACUACCAAAAAUAUACCCAAAGCCUACAAUAGGUUUUUCUUCUUCCGUUUCUGUUUCCGCCACCAGUUUGAAUUUGAGAAGAAUUUCACCUUCACCUAUACGAACAGAUCGGAAUUGUUGGGCAUUGAGGGUAAGUGCACCGCUUAGGAUCCAAAUUGCCGGAGAAGAAGAGGAACAAACAACAAACAAUGGGGAUGAGUUUUUUGACCCAGGGGCACCACCCCCUUUUAAGCUUUCUGAUAUUAAGGCAGCUAUUCCUAAGCAUUGUUGGGUCAAAAAUCCAUGGACGUCCAUGAGUUAUGUUGUUAGAGAUGUAGCUAUUGUGUUUGGGCUGGCGGCUGCUGCUGCUUAUUUCAACAAUUGGCUUGUUUGGCCUCUUUAUUGGUUUGCUCAGAGUACAAUGUUUUGGGCUCUCUUUGUUCUAGGUCAUGAUUGUGGACAUGGAAGCUUUUCAAAUAACCAUAGCUUGAAUAGCGUUGCUGGACAUAUUCUUCAUUCUUCGAUUCUUGUUCCUUAUCAUGGAUGGAGAAUAAGCCACAGAACUCAUCAUCAGAACCAUGGACAUGUUGAGAAUGAUGAAUCAUGGCAUCCUUUAUCUGAGAAGCUUUACAAUAGUUUGGAUGAUAUCACAAAGAAAUUUAGGUUCACUCUACCCUUUCCCUUGCUGGCAUAUCCUUUCUAUCUGUGGGGUAGAAGUCCGGGAAAGAAAGGUUCUCACUUUGAUCCAAACAGUGAUUUGUUUGUGGCAAGUGAGAAGAAAGAUGUGAUCACUUCAACUGUCUGCUGGACGGCAAUGGCUGCAUUGCUUGUAGGAUUGUCCUUUGUCAUGGGUCCUCUUCAAAUGCUUAAGCUUUAUGGCAUCCCCUAUUGGGGCUUUGUCAUAUGGCUGGAUUUAGUUACCUAUUUGCAUCACCAUGGCCAUGAAGAUAAAGUUCCUUGGUACAGAGGAGAGGAAUGGAGUUAUCUGAGAGGAGGGCUUACAACACUUGAUCGUGACUAUGGAUGGAUUAACAACAUCCACCAUGACAUAGGGACUCAUGUGAUACAUCAUCUCUUCCCUCAAAUCCCACACUAUCAUUUGGUAGAAGCAACUGAAGCUGCUAAACCAGUGUUAGGGAAAUAUUAUAAGGAGCCAAAGAAGUCAGGGCCUCUACCAUUUUACUUGUUGGGAUAUCUGAUAAGAAGCAUGAAGGAGGAUCACUUUGUGAGUGACACAGGGAAUGUAGUAUAUUAUGAAACUGAUCCCAACCUUUAUGGGUCUAAGAAAUAG